AUGUACAACGCGCAUCGUGGUGGGAUGGGGCCGACAUCCGCCAACAACAGCAACAAUCGUUUGUCAGAGUUGUUUGAUCAGAUCCGAAGGGAGUUCGAUGUCCAUGCACAGGACAGAGCUGGUGAACAUGAUCAAAAUAUGGCGGCUCAGAUGCAAGAGAUGGAGCUGGUUAGACAGAAGGUGUACGAAUUAGAGCGUAAUCAGAUGCAGAUCAAGCAAAGAUACGAUGAAGACAUUGCCCGUCUACGCCACGAGAUUGAAGCUCGUGGGGGCCCCCUUCGCAUGUAG
Molecule: messenger RNA, 288 nt
Organism: Letharia columbiana
Lineage: Eukaryota; Fungi; Ascomycota; Lecanoromycetes; Lecanorales; Parmeliaceae
Exons: 3
Coding region: 1-288 (95 amino acids)
Source: RefSeq, a predicted model, not a curated record